Messenger RNA from Drosophila ananassae, 1504 nucleotides. RefSeq names its product ganglioside-induced differentiation-associated protein 1 (gene Gdap1). Gene Ontology annotation, biological process: mitochondrial fission; mitochondrial fusion. Bases 255 to 1241 code for a protein of 328 amino acids. The transcript is spliced from 4 exons. The record is from RefSeq and is a predicted model, not a curated record. Lineage: Eukaryota; Metazoa; Arthropoda; Insecta; Diptera; Drosophilidae. Gene Ontology annotation, cellular component: mitochondrial outer membrane.
UUUUUUUGCUCCACUCGAUCAGUAGCCGUCGGCGGAGACAGUCCUCCAAUUUUCAGUAGCCGUUCGUAUCCGGUAGUUACCCGAUUCCGUCUCACCGACUCCGGCACGCGCUAACGGCCUUUCAUUCGUUUUCGCAACCGUUGGCGGGGCAUGUGAUAGUCCCAAAGCCCUUAUGCUAGUGGAAAAAACGCUCAACUAACUAAGAAAUUAAUUAAUAAUUAAAUCUAAUUAAUAAAUAAAUUAAUUAUUUAACAAUGAGUGAUCAGACGAAGAAGAUCGCACCACUGCCCCCAACCUUGGAGGACUUUAAGGCUCCUGUCCUGCCGGACAACAAAAUAGUGCUCUUCUUCCAUCCGUACAACUUUUAUUCGCAAAAAAUUCUCCUCAUUCUUUACGAAAAGAAAAUCGACUUUUUCCCCUACGUGCUGGACCUUUACAAUGGCGAGCAGUAUUCCAGCUGGUUCUUGAAUCUGAACCCCAAGGGAGAUGUGCCCGUAAUCCAGGAUGGAGCCUUUGUUAUCCCCAAUUCGGCGCACAUCGUCAACUAUUUGGAGAGCAAAUUCCGAGGAGAGAAGUAUCCAUCGUUGAAACCUCCGCACAACUCUAGGGAAUACGACGACGUGAUGCUGUACGAACACGCUGUGAGUCGCCUGCCAGUAGGUGCCCUUAGCCUGGGUUCCUUCAUUCAUGACGACCUGAAACUGACGCCCAAGGCUCCUUUCAUAGGACCCAUAAGACAGUCCUGCCUGAAGAACAACGAGAAGGUGAUCGAACUACUCCGCCAGUCAUUGGAAGAAGCAGCCAACAAAACUGCUCUACGCCAAAAGCUGGACAUUCAAAUCCGUCGACGGGAUCUGGUCACAGAUCGGACCGAGUUCCAGCGCGUCUUAGAUGCUGUAAGAAAAUUUUUGCUCUACGUGGAGCAGGAACUCUCCGCCCAGGCCCCAAAAACCGAGUGGCUGCUGGGCGAUGAUAUAACCCUGGCGGACAUCACUUUGGGACUACUGCUGCAUCGGCUGUACCAGUUGGGAUUCGAGAACUACUACUGGACCUUCGGUAAACUGCCUGGAGUCGAGGCGUACUUCCUGCGAUUCCGUCAACGCGAAUCCUACCACCGUUUGCAGCCAAGCAACUAUGCCAUUCUGCGCGAGAUGUGGGUACGAACGCCAGGCAACUACAAAUUAGGAGCGGGAGCCGGCUUCCUGGGUAUGGCCAUGUUCGCCGCCUUCGCACACAAGUAGCGGAGGAUGAGGCACCAUUUUUUUUGUUAACAAAUCCUUUUACUAUUAAAGUUGGGCACAUAUAAACACACGAACAUAUGAACGCUUAAAGCUACGCGCUGCUGAUGAAGGAUGCUGGGAUGCUGGGGUGAAAGGAUGGUAAAAAAGAAAAGGAGCGUAAGGAGCAGGACGCGAACCAGUGCCAGCCUCGAGCUGCUUAGAAUAUCAUUAUAGUUUCCUCAUUACAUCGUCGCUGAAUAUACAAAAAUUUGGUAUAAAUUCCA